This is a messenger RNA of Peromyscus leucopus (white-footed mouse), 3020 nucleotides long. RefSeq names its product raftlin, lipid raft linker 1 (gene Rftn1). The record is from RefSeq and is a predicted model, not a curated record. NCBI's taxonomy places the organism in Eukaryota, Metazoa, Chordata, Mammalia, Rodentia, Cricetidae. Bases 131 to 1795 code for a protein of 554 amino acids. The transcript has 10 exons.
CCACCCCCGGGGCCCCGUCCUCCGCGCGCCGCCCUGCUCUGCAUGGCACAAACUUUCAUCCCGGGACGCAGCACGCUGUCUCCGGGAGCCCGCGCCACGGUCGCCGCCACUGGUCCCCAGAGCUGUCGAAAUGGGUUGUAGUCUGAACAAGCUGGAGAAACAGGAAGAGAAGCGGCCCGGGAACAUUUACUCAACUCUGAAGAGACCUCAGGUGGAGACGAAGAUAGAUGUGACCUAUGAAUACCGCUUCCUGGAGUUCACCACGCUGACUGCAGCGGAGCUGCCGCGGUCCUCGGCAGUGAGGUUAGCCUCUCUCCGGGACCUGCCUGCCCAGCUCCUGGAGCUGUACCAGCAAGGCUUCUCACUGGCUGCCCUGCACCCCUUCGUACAGCCAACGAACAGGCAAGAGAAGAUAUUCCUCGAGCACAUCUUUAGGGCCAUCCUGGUCAGGAAAACCAACAGGUCUCAGAAGACCGAGCUUCACAAUGAAGACUACAUCUUGGAAUUGGAUUACUGCUCCUCCUCAGAACACCUGGCAGACCAGAAGCUCGUCCCGGAGUUCAUUAAGAAGGUACAGGAGGCUGCGAGUCGGGGCUUGAAGUUCGUCAGUGUGGUGCCUCAGUACCAGUCCUCUGUGCACUCGGCAGGCAGCAGCCACUCAGUGCCCGUUGCCGACAGUGCUGCGGAUGCCAGGGAUGUGAAACACACCUUUGGGGACCAUGCAUCCUUGGAAAACGAUACCCCAAAGGCUGCAGAUAUGGAUGCUGCCACUGCAGACCAGAACCGAAGACCAGAACCCAGCCAGGGCUCCACAGGGGAGCUGCCUACUGCUCAGCAGCCUGGCAUUCCUGCUCCCUCGGAAGAGUCGGGGCCUGGCGAGCUUCCACAGCGGGAGUUGAGACCAACACUGGAUGGGCCAGAGGAUGACCCCUCAAAUGGACAUGAAGAGCUGCUCUCAAGGAAAAUGGAGAUCUUCGCCUUUUUCAACAGACCGAAGAGCGAGCAGAAGCGUAGGCAGUACUAUCCCGUCACCAUCCCCCUCCAGGUCUCCAGGAACGGCCAGACAGUGAGCAGCCUGGACGCCAGCUGGCUGGAGCACAUGAGUGACCACUUCCGGAAAGGCGGUGUGCUGGUGAACGCUGUCUUCCACCUCGGCAUGGCCAAUGACUCUUUCUAUGGCCCGACAGAUGGAGUAUUCAUCUUUGAAGCUGUUUCCACAGAAGAUAGCAAAACCACACAGGGCUAUGACGCUAUUGUUGUGGAACAAUGGACGGUCCUGGAAGGUGCGGAGGUGCAGACGGACUACAUGCCCCUGCUGAACUCGCUGGCGGCCUACGGAUGGCAGCUCACCUGUGUGCUGCCAACGCCCGUACUCAAGACUACCAGGGAAGGGAACGUGUCCACCAAGCAGAUUGUGUUUCUUCAGAGACCAUGUCUACCUCAGAAAACCAAGAAGAGGGAAUCUAAGUUCCAGUGGCGAUUCUCCCGGGAAGAGACACGCAGCAGGCAGAUGAGGAAAUCCAAAGGUAAACGCAGCGCCAGAGACAAGCAGCAAGCAGAGGAGAACGAGAAGAAUCUAGAAGACCAGUUUCCCAAGGCUGGGGAUGUGGGAAACUGUGUGCUGGGGACACAGCAGUGGGCCAGAGCCUCUGGGGUCAGGGAGCAGAGGCAGGGCUCGGGGGCUGUGCAGAAUGGCCCUGCUGGCCACAGCAGGGACUCGGAGGCCCCCAGGCGCUCAGACCCCACCCUGGAAGAUGAGCUUGCUGCAGAGCCCGCUCCAGUAGAGGCAAAUUGAGUCCGUGAUUUGUGCUAGGCCUGCAAUGUGAUGGCAAACCUUGGGGGAGCUUGCUAGCAGCUGGUUCGUUCUCUGUUAUCCUUUGGCUUGACCCAUUGUUAGCUCAGCGGGCCCUGGGAGGGCUGGGGUCCGAAGGUGUUGUUUUCUGAACAUCCACUGGAAAGCUGUCUUAAUGAUCCACUGACAUUAGAGUGCAAAGUUGGGCUGUUCCUUCUAGACCUCAGGGUUGGAGGCCUGGUCCCAGCACUUCCCCGAGGGAGGGCAUGGACCACACAGUACUUAGACUGCCCCACAGGGCUCCAGGGCACAUCUGGGUCAACUUCUGGGACAUCCUUCGCUACAAACCAAGGUUUUCGCUCACUCCUACAUGCUGCUGCUCUGGGCGAGUACUUAGUAACGUUAACCCUGCAGCCCUGCAAGCUGUCCUUCUCCACCUGAACCUGGAGACCCUGCUGCGUUGGAAGGUGACGAUGUUGGGGAAGGGGAGGUGUCCAAGCCUCCUGUCUUUCUCAAAGUAGUUCUACAGAUACUGGAAACAAACAGGUAAUUCUUUACACGCCUGCUCUUGCAGGAUGUUCAAGAAAGUAUUCUGUAUUAAUAUCAAUGCCAAAAAAUGUUGUUUUUAAAUUUUGUAUCCCACAUCUAUGAAUACGCCUGUCAUUUCGGGCGGUUGGUAGUGGGUGCCCUUGUGCGCUGUUUUUGCUCAUGUGUCACUGACUGAGUUGUGUGCUGUGCCUGCCACUUGUUUUUACUGUUCAUAAAGUGUUGUUAAGGCUUUAAGUAGAUGCAUCUGGCAAACCUUAGAGAGAGAAUACCGUUGUCUCGAUGGAAACAGCCUGUCUCUUUCUUGUUUAGUUACUUAAAGCAAUAAAUCAUCUGAGUUCAGUGCGUAGUGAGAAGUGUUUACCUGGUGUAGAAGAACUCUACCCCUCAUGCCCUGGUGACAAUCACACUCUCUACUCCCGACAGUGUGGUGGGCUGUGGCAAACAGCAGAGCCGCCGAAGCACACGGGGUGGGGGUGGGGGGCUCAAGCUUUGGUUAAAAAGACGUGGAAAGUGAAUUCAGACUCCGCCAGGCGAGAGGAGAGCACAGGUUAGUUGUGAUCAAACUCCUUUAACCUCAACGUUGAUUCAGAAGUGUGGUUUCUAAGGUGUCGAGUAAGUUAUUUAAUGAGGAAAACCUUUUUCUUUUCCAAGUUUAUUAAAAUAAAAUCUGUAAAGCCUU